This is a messenger RNA of Lachancea nothofagi CBS 11611, 1302 nucleotides long. The record is from the annotation of a GenBank genome assembly. NCBI's taxonomy places the organism in Eukaryota, Fungi, Ascomycota, Saccharomycetes, Saccharomycetales, Saccharomycetaceae.
AUGGUUAACGUAGUGCUCGGCUCGCAAUGGGGCGAUGAAGGGAAAGGUAAGCUUGUGGACCUUCUGGUCGGCAAGUACGACAUCGUGGCACGCGCUGCCGGUGGGAACAACGCCGGACACACAAUCGUGGUCAAAGGCGUCAAAUACGACUUCCACAUGCUGCCCUCGGGAUUGGUCAAUCCAAACUGCCAGAACCUUAUCGGAAACGGUGUUGUGAUACAUGUGCCCUCGUUUUUCCAAGAGCUGGAGCAGCUCGAGUCCAAGGGUCUUUCAGAUGCUCGCUCUAGACUGUUCAUCUCGUCCAGAGCGCACCUGGUUUUCGAUUUUCACCAGCGCACCGACAAGCUCAGAGAAGCGGAGCUGUCGGGCAAUUCCAAGGACGGCAAGAACAUCGGAACGACCGGGAAGGGUAUUGGUCCCACUUAUGCUACCAAGGCCUCGAGAUCUGGUCUCAGAGUCCACCAUCUGGUCAACGACGAGCCCGAGGCCUGGGAUGAGUUUGUCACCAAAUACAAGCGUCUUGUAGAAACCAGACAGCAGCGUUACGGGCCCUUUGAGUACGACCUAGAAGGCGAGCUACAACGCUACAAGCAGUACCGCGAGCAGCUUAAGCCUUUCGUCGUCGACUCCGUUGUUUUCAUGCACAACGCUGUUCGCGACAACAAGAAGAUCUUGGUUGAAGGUGCUAAUGCCCUGAUGUUGGACAUCGAUUUCGGUACUUACCCCUUCGUUACCUCGUCUAACACCGGCAUUGGCGGUGUCUGCACCGGUUUGGGGCUCCCUCCAAGACUCAUUGAUGAAGUUUACGGUGUUGUCAAGGCUUACACUACCAGAGUCGGCGAGGGUCCUUUCCCAACCGAACAAUUGAACGAGUUUGGUGAGAAAUUGCAGGACAUUGGUGCCGAGUUUGGUGUCACCACCGGCCGUAAGCGUCGUUGUGGAUGGCUCGAUCUAGUGGUACUCAAGUACUCUACUUUGAUUAACGGUUACACCAGCUUGAACAUCACCAAGUUGGAUGUGCUCGACACUUUCAAGGAGAUCCCAAUUGGUAUCUCAUACUCGCUCAGAGGUAAGAAAUUAGACCUGUUCCCUGAGGACCUUAUUGCCUUGGGUAAAGUGGACGUCGAGUACGUUACUUUGCCAGGCUGGGAACAAGAUAUCACCAAAAUUACUGAAUACAAGGAUUUGCCUGAAAACGCUAAGAAAUACUUGAAAUUCAUCGAGGACUUUGUUGGUGUUCCUAUCGAAUGGAUCGGUACCGGGCCUGCCAGAGAGAGCAUGGUAUACAAAGAGAUCAAAUAG